GCGGAAGGCGGAGCCAGGGGAAGCGGCGCCUCAGCAGAGAGGCCUAGCGGACCCUGCAGAGGCCACCAGCCCCGCGGAUUCCGCCCCCCGCCGCCCCCACCCUAGGCGGUAGAAACACACCCGCAGCCCCGGCCGCAGUGCACAGCGCUGGGACCCGGCGUGGACCUGACCUCCCGGACCCAGCUGAGCGACUUGCCCGCGCUCCACGCCCAUGGCUGACGGACUCUUUCAGCGCAGAGCCUGGGGUCCCGAGCAGAUUCGCCGGGACCCCGACCCCGAGUCCGAAGGCCUGUUUGACAAGGCUCCCCCGGAAGAGCCCCCAGCCGCCCGCGCGGGCAGGAAGGCGGGUCGGCGCGCCGGCGGGAGGGCGCAGGGCGGCCGCGCCUGGCAGUCCCCGAAGGCCGCCGCGCGCCCCGCGCCCGAGGACGAGGAGCCUCCACUGGACCAGGGCUGCUACCUCGACCACUUUCCGCACCUCUCCAUGUUUAUCUACGUGGCCAUCGCCUUCUCCAUCACCUCCUGCAUCUUUACCUAUAUCCACUUACAGCUCGCCUGAGUGGCCAGGGCGGGACGGGGUGGGCGCAGGGCCAAGCGGGGAGGGAAAGGAAAAAAGGGCUCAGCAUUUUGUGUUUUGGAGAAGCGCUGCGCCCCCUUCGUCUAGCUUUCGAUGCUAGUUUCUUUCCUACUCUGUUGUCACUGCCUCUUUCAUUCUAUUAUCCCCUCUGUUGUUACUCUCUAACUGUCCACCAGUAGGAAGGUUCAAAGUAGUUGCCAGCGAUGAAAUAAGGGUGCUAUUUGUACCUGCAGUUGGAGGCGGGGGCACAGUCAGCCUCUAAUGUUUAGAAUUCCGUGGUGCGAUUGAAUCUGUUUUUAAUUAGGAUAAUGUCCCUAGAGCUUACCACUGUAUGACGUGGGAACGCGCCCAGGGACUCAUCAUUUUGUGUUUCGGGAGCGCAGAGCGCGCCCAACCUUCUGUUCUUUAAGGGGUAAGCCAGACCCGGGCCUGGAGCCUUCCAGAGAAGGCCAGGC
Messenger RNA from Microcebus murinus (gray mouse lemur), 1029 nucleotides. RefSeq names its product small integral membrane protein 48 (gene SMIM48). The record is from RefSeq and is a predicted model, not a curated record. Lineage: Eukaryota; Metazoa; Chordata; Mammalia; Primates; Cheirogaleidae.